Messenger RNA from Somion occarium, 802 nucleotides. The record is from the annotation of a GenBank genome assembly. NCBI's taxonomy places the organism in Eukaryota, Fungi, Basidiomycota, Agaricomycetes, Polyporales, Cerrenaceae.
UUCCAAGCAGGGAGCUCGCGUAGUGAUAAGCUGCAAUUUUCUGAUCACCAAGAAAGAUCGAGUUUUGGAUAGUCAGUGUAUACAGCAAUAAUACAUACAUUUGCUUCGUUCUACAUCUUUCUUCCUUCCAUCGCACUCACGCCAAACCAAGAUCCUGAAAGCAAAUCAAUCAGCAAACCAUCACUCACCGACUCACAAGCGACCCAAACACAACUCACUUUCUCAAUCAUCCUCUGAGCAAUCGGAUGGAAACUCUCUUUCGCACUCUUAUACGUACUCACAGCCAACACUUUAUCCACUCUAUUCACCGCCCUGAAGAUCGGCCUGCAGAACUUCAUCCUACCCUUCAAAAUACCAGUUCCAUCGUCUCCGACAACCCAUUUCGCCGCAACUGGGGCGAAUCGCUUGGCGGCGUCGGAUGGAGAGUCCUUGAGUGCAAGUUCGUAGAAGCGGAGACGGAUCUCGGCGUUGGGAGUGUUGGAGACGUGGUAGAGCUCCCCGAGGUGGUCGAUGUGCGAGGAUGGGAGGGCAUCGUAGUUGCCUUCAAGGCGUUCUAGGAAAACGACUGAGAGGGAAAAAAAAAAAGUUGAAGGACUCGACGUCACUCUCCUUGAAUUCUGACAAGUCGGAAGUAGAACGAGCGGCAUCCCAUCGUUCAGCAAGAGCAUAGGCCUGUUUAGCCAAUGUAGUGUCAUAUUCAAUCUUGACCGGCAGUUCCAAUCCUUCGCCAAAGAACCAUGCCUGUAUUUAAACCAUCCCAAUAAACAUUCUGGGCGGAAAAUAACGCGCGUGGAGAAAUCAC